Molecule: messenger RNA, 1040 nt
Organism: Dermacentor andersoni
Lineage: Eukaryota; Metazoa; Arthropoda; Arachnida; Ixodida; Ixodidae
Source: RefSeq, a predicted model, not a curated record
AGAACUUGCUUGGAUCCGUCGAAACCAGUCAAGGACGCAACGUCUCAAUUCGCACAACAAUGCCUUCCUGGCGGACGAUUCUCUACGGCCAGGAGCGCCUCGGCUACCAGAACGCCUACAAAGAAGAGCGCUGGAUGAAGGUCGUGAACAUCGGGUGCGCCCUCUUUACUACCUUCAUCUUCAUCAUCCUGGUCGCCGUCGUGCUGUUCGUGUCUAAAGUUUCACCAAGAACCCGUCACAGCGUCAUGCCCAGCGGUAAACUGAUGCCCAAGAUGGAGACAACAGAACUUGUCAGCGAAGCCGACUCUUCCGGGAUCCAAGAAGACUACACCGAAACGCCUGCCACCACAAGACGGUCCGCGCUGUACGCCACGGCGCGUCAUCGCCGUCGCUGCCGGCCGCCCCACCUCGUGGACUGCUCGGCGGCGGCUGCCCGCAACCUGACCGGCCUGGUGCGCCACCACGCCUGGUUCUUCGUGCCGGACGCGAACGUCGCCGGCGGCGGCAGCUGCCUCGAGUGGAUCCAGGGACACAUGUGCCACGACUACUCGCGAAACCGCUUCCGCAGCCACAGCGCAUGCCGCGAAGCGUGCGAACGCGGUGCGUGGAUUCCCCGCCUCAAGUGCACGCGGCCGCUGGACCUGCAGUCUGUGUACGACUGCGUGCACUCGGGCCGGGCUGACGCACCAAGGGCUUCGAGACCCACGAUCGCCACAAGACGCGCGGAGACUCGGAGCCGGGGCUUGCCUCCGACACCCGAGGAGGCAUCCAGUGACGCGGAUGAGGCUCCGAGAUACGAAGAGUCUCCGAGAUACAAAGAGGCUCCGAGAUCCGCACAGCCUCCCAGACGCAAGACGGCCGUCACGAAACCAGGGUUGACUCCGAAACACUCGGAGCAACCGGACACCGACGCGACGCGCACGGUGUGGCAGUGGUGGUUUUACGAUCCACUGCUGCACGCGUGCCGCAACUGGAAAGACGUGUGCGUGUUCAAGGCGUACGCCACCAUGGCGCAGUGCGUAAAAGCGUGCGUCUUUUGA